UCUUCCCUCAUCCCGACGACGCCUACAGUACCUACAGUACCCUACCUUGCGUGCCCUUUGCUCUACAGUAUUAAUGCUCCCUGCGUGGGGACGGAGCGAGGUGUACGGACGGUACCAGUGACGGUACAACCGAAAGUAAUCCAUCCAUCCCACCCCAUGCCAUCCCAUGCCAUCCCAUGCCAUCCCAUACCAUACCCAUUUCCCUUCCACUUCCACGUCGGCCUCCACUUGCAUAGUGUGGGCUUUGGAUCUGCCUUUGUUUCUUGCUUCUGCUGCUGCUGCUGCUGUUGCUGCUGCUCCUCCUUCUGUCUCCUCCCCUUCAACCCUCCUCGUCUACACCCUGGUCAACUCGCGUCUUAACCCCCCCCUCCCAUGUCAAGUACUUCUUCUGGAGCUCGAUUGUGGAACUUUCCGUCAUUCCACUAGCCCAUUCAUCCAGCACUUUUCAUAUAACAUCAGCCUCCUCGCCGCUGUUGCGCCCGUGCCUACUUGGAUGAAAAGACUCUUGACUUGACCUGACCUGACCUGGCCACCACCACGGGACCAUCACGCUCGCUACUACUUCCACUUCAGACACAUUCGACGACGACCAUCUUGCACACCUCUUGUGGUGACCCAUCUGACGCUGC
Mollisia scopiformis is the source of this 629-nucleotide messenger RNA. RefSeq lists its product as uncharacterized. The coding region runs from base 167 to 514 and encodes 115 amino acids. Lineage: Eukaryota; Fungi; Ascomycota; Leotiomycetes; Helotiales; Mollisiaceae. The record is from RefSeq and is a predicted model, not a curated record. The transcript has a single exon.